This is a messenger RNA of Alligator mississippiensis (American alligator), 1431 nucleotides long. RefSeq names its product synaptophysin (gene SYP). Gene Ontology annotation, cellular component: presynaptic active zone; synaptic vesicle membrane; synaptic vesicle. The transcript has 7 exons. NCBI's taxonomy places the organism in Eukaryota, Metazoa, Chordata, Crocodylia, Alligatoridae. Bases 90 to 947 code for a protein of 285 amino acids. The record is from RefSeq and is a predicted model, not a curated record.
GGUGGCUGUUCCCUUUAUAGCGCUCCCCUCCCGCCUGAUUCACCCCUGCACUCAGCGCUGCGGCUCCAGCCUCAGUCCCCGCAGCAACGAUGGAAGUUCUCAAUCAGCUGGUGGCUGGGGGGCAGUUUCGGGUCAUCAAGGAACCUCUGGGCUUCGUGAAACUGCUGGAAUGGCUCUUCGCCAUCUUCGCCUUUGGCACGUGCGGAAGCUACUCGGGGCAGCUGCGGGUGAGCGUGGAAUGUACCGAAAACCGCAGUCACAGCAACCUUGAUGUCCCCAUCGCCUACCCCUUCAGGCUUCACCAGGUGUACUUUCGGGUACCGAAUUGCCAGGGGGGGGAGCCAGAGAAGGUUUUCCUGGUGGGCGACUACUCAUCCUCUGCUGAAUUCUUCGUCACCGUUGCUGUCUUUGCCUUCCUCUAUGCCCUGGGUGCCACUCUCGUCUACCUCUUCCUGCAGGACAAGUAUCGCCAGGGCAACAAGGGCCCGGUUAUUGACCUGGUGGUGACGGGCACCUUUGCCUUCCUGUGGCUGGUGAGCUCAUGUGCCUGGGCCAAGGGCCUGGCCGAUGUGAAGGCAGCGACAGAGUGGAGCCAAGUACUGGAGGGGGCCAAGACCUGCCAGCGUAAGGAAGUUGUCUGCCACCUCCUGCAGGCACCUGUAACCUCUGGCCUCAACACCUCUGUGGUGUUUGGCUUCCUGAAUCUUGUGCUGUGGACAGGCAAUGUGUGGUUCGUGUUCAAAGAGACAGGCUGGGGAGCACCGUUCGCCCGUGCCCCACCUGGUCCCCCUGAGAAGCAGGCAGCGCCUGAGGCCUAUGGUGCCCCUGACCCCUAUGGUGUUCCUGACCCCUACGGUGCUCCGGGUGGCGGCUACCAGCCAGACUACGGUGCUCCUGAUGCCUAUGGUGCCCCCGCUGCCCCAACAGCCUUCGCCAACCAGAUGUAGCUGGUCUCCAGCCCCAGCAGGGGGCGUCGAGAUGUGCCGCUGCCCCCCCCCCCCCCCCCGCAGCCCUGGGGGGCCUGGGGCUGGAUCGGGACCCUCACAACUGCCCCCAGGCCCCCCAACCUUCUGUACCCCCCCAGGCCUUCGGGAGUGUGGGGGCGGGGGGGAGACGCCCACACGUGGGGCACGCAGGGGAGGGAUGAUGGAACCCUGGCGCCCCGCACCCCCUAGCUCUCUAUUUCUCCGUGUCUGUUUUGUGCCGUGACUGUGACUUUGGGUUUGUGGCCCCUCCCUCCCAAUAACCCCCCACCCCAGUAUCACCCCCGCAGGGGGCAUGAGGUAGGGGAGAUCAUGACGUAAUUAUUAAGUUCCCCCCCCCCCCGGCUGACCCCUGGCCCCCUUGACAUGUAUCGACCAAAAAAGACAGGGGAAAAGGGGAGCGAGGAAAGGAAUAAAAACUGUCGAAUAAAGAAGAGGGGAGAAAGGA